Lytechinus pictus (painted urchin) is the source of this 3253-nucleotide messenger RNA. RefSeq names its product tubulin beta-4B chain-like. Gene Ontology annotation, molecular function: GTPase activity; structural constituent of cytoskeleton; GTP binding. Gene Ontology annotation, biological process: mitotic cell cycle; microtubule cytoskeleton organization. Gene Ontology annotation, cellular component: cytoplasm; microtubule. The transcript has 3 exons. NCBI's taxonomy places the organism in Eukaryota, Metazoa, Echinodermata, Echinoidea, Temnopleuroida, Toxopneustidae. The record is from RefSeq and is a predicted model, not a curated record. Bases 200 to 1546 code for a protein of 448 amino acids.
CUCCAAAUAAUAUUGCAACAUAGUUAAAGAAUGGGUUUAAAGUCUACCCCGAUGUUGAUAUAAAGACUGCCACUCCCCGUCUCCGGUAAAUCAUUUGAUAUAGUGCAAUGCAAAUCUACCACAAUCAUUUGAAAUCAAUCAUACUUUUUUGAAGAUAUUACUGAUUUGAGCAGAAUUACAGUGAAGAUAUUUGACAGAAAUGAGGGAGAUUGUCCAUUUGCAGACUGGCCAGUGUGGCAACCAAAUCGGAUCAAAGUUCUGGGAAGUCACAUGUGACGAGCAUGGCGUUGACCCUACAGGAGUUUACCAUGGCGACUCCGAUCUCCAACUGGAGCGCAUCAACGUCUACUUCAACGAGGCCAACGGAGGCAGAUACGUCCCGCGAUCGGUGCUCAUCGAUCUAGAGCCAGGAACCAUGGACUCAGUCCGGUCUGGUCCGUACGGACAGAUCUUCCGCCCGGACAAUUUUAUAUUCGGACAGAGUGGAGCAGGGAACGUUUGGGCCAAGGGACAUUAUACUGAAGGAGCAGAGCUGGUAGAAGCCGUGAUUGAUGUCGUUAGGAAAGAAGCCGAAAGCUGCGAUUGUCUACAGGGAUUUCAACUCACACAUUCUCUAGGAGGUGGUACCGGUUCUGGCAUGGGUACCUUGCUGGUUAGCAAGCUAAAGGAGGAGUAUCCCGAUAGGAUCUUUAUGACAUUCAGUGUUAUUCCAUCCCCGAAGGUUUCUGAAGUAGUUGUCGAACCCUACAACGCCACCCUUUCAGUUCAUCAGCUUGUUGAAAACACAGACGAAACAUAUUGCAUCGAUAACGAAGCCCUCUACGACAUCUGUUUCCGAACCUUGAAACUGACCACACCUACAUAUGGCGAUUUGAAUCAUAUUCUAUCUUACGCCAUGAGCGGCAUCACCGCGAGUCUUCGUUUCCCUGGACAGCUCAACGCAGACCUUCGCAAACUUGCCGUCAACAUGGUGCCCUUUCCACGUCUUCACUUCUUCAUGCCUGGGUUUUCACCCUUGACUAGCCGCGGUAGCCAGCAGUACCAAGCCUUGACCGUCCCCGAGCUCACCCAGCAGAUGUUCGAUGCCAAAAACAUGAUGGCCGCUUGCGAUCCUCGUCACGGUCGUUACCUUACCGUAGCGACCAUGUUCCGUGGUCGCAUGUCCAUGAAAGAGGUUGACGAACAGAUUCUCAAUACGCAGACAAAGAACAGUACUUACUUUGUGGAGUGGAUCCCCAACAAUAUCAAAUCAGCAGUUUGUGACAUACCUCCUAAAGGUAUGAAGAUGUCCGCUACCUUCAUUGGCAACAACACCGCCAUACAGGAAAUCUUCAAGCGCAUCUCUGAGCAGUUCACCGCUAUGUUCAGGAGAAAGGCUUUCCUUCAUUGGUACACCGGAGAGGGUAUGGACGAGAUGGAGUUCACUGAGGCUGAGAGCAACAUGAAUGACUUGGUGUCCGAGUACCAGCAAUACCAGGACGCCACGAUCGAUGAUGAGGGUGAAUUCGAAGAGGAAGAAGGGGAGGCCGACCCCGAGGAAGCCUGAGUUACUUUGAUUAUUUUUUUUAAAACCAAAUAUAACAAUAUUGAUAAUUAAAUUCCAACGGGCCCCUGGGGCCCGUUGCAGAAAGAGUUGCAAUCAAUCGCAACUCUAAAUAUCACGCGCAACUUGAUUUUCAACCAAUCAACAGCGCGCAUUUGGGACUUGCGAUUGAUUUUUUUAGCUUGCGUUUAAAGGCAACUCUUUCUGCAACGGGCCCCUGGACAGAUAGAGAUACCAUCAGUCAUAACUCUACAGCGAUUUAUUUCGUCUUUGAAUGUUGUAGUGACAUGGUAAAUCAAUUCCUAAUUUCGUCAGAAUAAGUACAUUUUGUUAAUUCAUUACUUCAAGUUCAAAAGCAUAUGGAAAAUACUAAAUGGUCGACAUCAACAUACUUUAAAAGAAAAAAAAUUUACGAAAAGCAGUGAUUUUAAUGUUUAAACCUGAAUGCUAUUUUUGAUAUACCCAAAUUAAUAAUCCAUAACUGUCCAAGUUUAGGGACAAUUUGCGACAAAUUAUGUGCAUGUUUAAGGUGUUAGUAAAGUAGCAUGCAAAUGCUCCAAUGUCCGUGAAACUGAGUACCAAUUCGAUUUGUUGUCUAAUUCUAAUAAUGGAAAUCAUGGGGCUAGAAAUAAAACUGUUAUGAAAAAAUGUUAACGAAAAAUGAAUUAACAAUUUUUUCGUAUUUUGUUUUAUUUUGAUAUUGAUACAAAAUAGAACACUAUUAUGCAUAAGCAUUUAAAUGAUGAUCUUCUCGUCUAUUCAUUAUUUUGUUUCAAUGACUAGCGCUGUCUCAAGGCUGAAGAUGGCGUAGCAAUGUUUUCCAUGCAUCUGUCUGCACCAUUCAUUUAGUAUUUUUCAGUGUCAGAGGCCUCGAACGAUUGUAAAGAGAGAGUGCUGGUUUGUUUACAAGCUUACUACCCCUCCCCGAAAAAAUACUAGAAAAUUAAGGUGAUUCCGUUAAAAAAAUGACAAGCUCUCCUCCCUCCCCCCCCAAAAAAAACGGUUUUCGAUAAAGAAUUAAGGUGAUUUUGUUCCGGAAAAAGACAAGCAGAAUUGAUAUAUUUUGUGUGUGUGCGUCUGUGGGUGUGUGUGUGUGUGGAGGGGGGGGGGGGGGUUAGUAUCCCAGCUUCAUAGGGCUAUGGUAUUUGUGCAAGCCGAGUUUUUCAUUUGUAAUUUGUCAAAUUUGAUUUCGAGCUUUUGUGAUACAUACAUAAAUAUAUUUUACUUUUGAAUUAUUGACAUCUUAAUUAAUCAAAAUUCUAAUAUACUGUAUCAUAGAUGAUUCUGCUUCAAUUCGUUUUAAUUUUCUUCUUCCUUUUUCUUCUCCUCAACGAUCCUUUUGUAAAUAUUUUUUAUUUUUGUUGUUCAUAUUUGUUUCUCUUAUAUUUUUGAAAAUAUUUUACAUGGUCCCUAUUAAAAUCAGAAAUGAAACUUUUUGGGCUUUUUUUUUACCGUGUUUUAAUAAAGAUCAGUCAAUCAAAUUUACCACCCCCUGUUCCGCCGCGGCAACUUGUCUCGGUUUAUAUAUAUGUGAGGGUGUGUGGGUGUGUGAGUGUGUGAGUGGGUGUGUGUUCGGUGUGAAUGUAUGUAGGGCAUCAAGUCAUUUGUCUAAAUUAAUUUCGAGUACCAAUAAGAAAUGUGCGAUUGAAACAACCAUUUUGAUUGUGUUAAAUCAAUAUAAUCUUUAUUAAAGAAUCACAUCGAAAACGA